AUCGCUGUCAGCUGUGUCGUUGAUGGGCUGAAAGGACUAAGGAGGAGGGAGGGAGGAACAAUCGAUUCUCAGGAGUGGAAAAUCCUAUCCCUUCCAUUGAGUUACGUAGUGCGUCUUCAGUCUCGGGUAGCUGAUAUUACUGAGUACUGACCGGUUCGGUAAAUUUGUGGUCGCGUAUUUUGCUAAUUGUGUAUCAGUGUAUCCAGAUAAUUGAGGGCUCAGCCGCUAUAAUCGAAAAUGAGUAAAGCACAUCCCCCGGAGCUUAAGAAGUACAUGGAUAAAAAAUUGUCUCUAAAACUGAACGGUGGUCGACGUGUUGUCGGGAUAUUGAGAGGCUUUGAUCCGUUCAUGAACAUGGUCAUAGAUGAAAGCGAAGAGAAAUGCAAGGAUGGUACUACAAACAAUAUCGGCAUGGUGGUAAUUCGUGGCAACAGCGUCAUAAUGUUAGAAGCUUUAGAUCGAAUAUAAUGUAUGCUGCCGUAGAACUUUAUCCGUAUCUAAUAUGUAUAUUUUUAAAUAAAUAAUCGAAACCUUUUUUAAGAUAUAA
Temnothorax curvispinosus is the source of this 547-nucleotide messenger RNA. It is a transcript of the gene SNRPG, whose product is annotated as probable small nuclear ribonucleoprotein G. Gene Ontology annotation, cellular component: U2 snRNP; catalytic step 2 spliceosome; P granule. The transcript has 4 exons. Gene Ontology annotation, molecular function: RNA binding. Gene Ontology annotation, biological process: spliceosomal snRNP assembly; mRNA splicing, via spliceosome. The coding region runs from base 238 to 468 and encodes 76 amino acids. The record is from RefSeq and is a predicted model, not a curated record. Lineage: Eukaryota; Metazoa; Arthropoda; Insecta; Hymenoptera; Formicidae.